CAAAACUAGAAGAAGAAGAAGACAUUGACAUAACUGAGUUAAUGACAGUUGAGCUUCUGAAAAUGGCGUCAUACAAUAACAAAAAUAUGCAACAAUCCGAUUUGUUUAGUUGUUAUUUAUCUUUGAAUGUAAAUAAUAUUUGUCGGAUAUGUCUAGAGAAAGGUCCGAAGCUUAUGCCCAUUUUUGAUCCCAUAAAACCUCCCCAUUUCUCUAUAUUAAUGAUGGCAUGUGCUGCUGUUCAGGUCAUACAGGGCGAUGGACUUCCGCCAUACAUUUGUCAAAAAUGUAUUUCUAAACUAAAUGUAGCAUUUCAGUUCAAAACUCAGUGUGAAAGCUCUGAUGCAAAGCUCCGUCAGUGUUUUGAUAACUUUCCACACUUACCUUCAACUCCUGAUCUCUCUGGUUUUCUCAAUUUCAAAAAAGAUAAUGGCACAUUCAUCCAAAAUAAUGAUGGAGGAACUACUGAUCUACAUACAGAUAAGCAACCAGAUAUUCAAAUUCAAAGUGGUGAUGGAUCUAUAUCAGAACAUCAAAUUUUGCAAACUGUAGGGAUUGACACAGACCAUUCAUUGUAUGAGUUUGCAAAUAACAGUUUAAUUGAACUGAAAUCAGAACUUGUUGAUCAAAAUACAAAUGAAAUGAAAGAACUGAAGAUGGAAAACAUGAUUAUAGUAAGCACAUCUGAAAUUAGAAAUAAAUCAAAAAGACAUCAAUGUGAUACCUGUGGUAAAAAUUUUCGCACCAAACCAGGCCUUGUACAUCACAUUCGUAUCCACACUGGUGAACGUCCUUACCAGUGCCAUCUUUGUGACAAGAGGUUCAUAAAUGGGGGCCAUUUACACACUCACAUGCGCACCCAUACUGGUGAAAAAAAUCAUGUAUGUGCAGCUUGCAACAAAGCAUUUGCUACUGCCCAGCAAUUGACCAAACACACAAUAGCCAUACAUACUUCAGAAAGACCAUAUGGAUGCAUGUACUGUACAAAGAGAUUUGCCAGUUCCAGUAAUUUGAAUACACAUACAAGAAUACAUACUGGUGAAAAGAAUUUUCACUGUGAACUAUGUGGGAAAGCAUUUUCUACAAAGGGGCAACUGUAUCAGCAUAUGUUGGUGCAUUCAGGUGUGAGAGCCUACAUGUGUGAAUAUUGUAAUAAGAGGUUUUCACAGAAGGCUCAUCUCACAAGGCAUAUUAAAAUACAUCAGUCCCCACCACCAUCUACUGCACCAGUCUGAAUCAGAAGAUGUUGGACUUUUCUAUUGUACCUAAAUUA
Messenger RNA from Phaedon cochleariae (mustard beetle), 1270 nucleotides. The record is from the annotation of a GenBank genome assembly. Lineage: Eukaryota; Metazoa; Arthropoda; Insecta; Coleoptera; Chrysomelidae.